GACCUCCUUCCCUUUCCUUCCUCCUGAAAGGAACCUCACAAGAGCCCUGCGAGGAAGGAGACUAAGAAUAGAGGGCAUGCUUCUCCUCCUCUCCUCGGUCCUCCAAGGAGAAACCGAGAUCUGGCUUGACAAUCCCUUCUUCCGGUUUCCCCUCAGCGCCUCUCUAGGAGCAGUCUCUCUGUCAUCCUCCCACAGCCGGAAGGGGCGGGGCCAAGGCGGAGGGUUGGACUCUCGAAGCAGGAGAGGAAGACCGGAAGAGGCCUUUGUGUCCCCAGUAAUUGCACCUGAGACAGAAUCCGCUGAAAGAGGAAUGUACUUUUCUGCUGUGUUAGAAACACAACUCAGUCUUCCAUAAGUUCAGAGAAGGAUUUCACUCUGGUCAGUUUAAGGACAGAAGAGAAGAGCCUUGCGUCUUUCCAUAAGAGCCAUGCAGAGGACCUUGGAGGAGAAGAUGCUCAGUUCUGAGGUCCAGCGCCAGCACUUCAGGCAGUUUGUCUUCCAGGAGGAGGCUUUGGAGCCCCGAAAGGUUUGCAGCCAGCUCCACAAUCUCUGCUGCCAGUGGCUGAAGCCAGAGAGACACACCAAGGCUGAGAUGAUGGACCUGGUGAUCCUGGAGCAGUUCCUGGCCAUCCUUCCCCCAGAGAUGGGGUGCUGGGUUCGAGAGUGUGGAGCGGAGACAACCUCCCAAGCAGUGGCCUUGGCAGAGGCCUUCCUCCUGAGCCAAGCAGAGGAGAAAAAACUGAAGCAGGAGCAGGACUUGUUUGAGGAAGAGAUGCUUGAGAUAGAGAAGAAUCCUGAAUCCUGUCAAAGGCAGCAGCCGAAGAGGGUCAUGCAGGACAGAGAAGGGAUGUCCUCCUCAAUAAUGUUCCUCCCAGGAGGUAGAAUAAGGACUGGGCCUAUAUGUGCACAUCUCUUCAUCCUGAUGGACUCAGAACAGAUUCUGCAAGACUUGACAAGGUGACCUUUGAGGAGGUGGCUGUGUAUUUCAAGGAGGAGGAGUGGGCCCUGCUGGACCCAGACCAAAGGGCCCUUCAUCGGGAAGUGAUGGAGGAGAAUCUGGGUAUCCUGUCUUCUCUAGCAACUCACACAGGAGAACAACCAUUUAAAUGCCUGCAGUGUGGGAAAGGUUUUAUUCAGAAGAUAAACCUCACCCAUCAUCAAGCAACUCACAUAGGAGAGAAACCAUUUAAAUGCCUGGAAUGUGGAAAGGGUUUCACUCGGAAGGCACACUACACCCGCCAUCGAGCAACUCACACAGGAGAGAAACCAUUUAAGUGCCUGGAGUGUGGAAAAAGUUUCACUCGGAAGACCUACCUCACCCUUCAUCAAGUAAUUCACACAGGAGAGAAACCAUUUAAAUGCCUGGAAUGUGGAAAGAGUUUCACUCAGAAGAUACACUACACCCGUCAUCAAGCAACUCAUACAGAAGAGAAACCAUUUAAGUGCCUGGAGUGUGGAAAGACUUUUCAUCUGAAGACUUCCCUCACCAUUCAUCAAGUAAUUCACGCAAGAGAAAAACCAUUUAAAUGCCUGGAGUGUGGAAAAGGUUUUACUCAGAAGAUAAACCUCACCCGUCAUCAAGCAACUCACACAAGUGAGAAACCAUUUAAAUGCAUGGAGUGUGGAAAAGGUUUUAUUCGGAAGGCACGCUACACCCAUCAUCAAGCAACUCACACAAGCGAGAAACCAUUUAAAUGCAUGGAGUGUGGAAAGGGUUUCACUCAGAAGACACGCUACACCCGUCAUCAAGCAACUCACACAAACAAGAAAACAUUUAAAUGCAUGGAGUGUGGAAAGAGUUUCACUCGGAAGACACACUGCUCCCGUCAUCAAGCAACUCACACAAGAGAAAAACCAUUUAAAUGCCUGGAGUGUGGCAAAGGUUUCACUCGGAAGACCGACCUCACCUAUCAUCAAGUAACUCACACAGGAGAGAAACCAUUUAAGUGCCUGUAGUGUGGAAAGACUUUUUAUCUAAAAGCAUCCCUCCCUCGACAUCAAGUAACUCACAAAGGAGAAAAACCAUUUAAAUGAUAAGGGUGUGGAAAAAGUUUUAUUAUGAAGAUUGAUCUCACUCAUCAUCAAAAAAUUCAUACAGGAGAGAAACCAUUUAAAUGCAUGAACUGUGGAAAAGGUUUCACUUGGAAGACUUCCCUCACUCGACACCAACCAACUCACACGGGAGAGAAGCCAUUCAAAUGCCUGGAGUGUGGAAAACAAUUCACCCAGAAGAUAAACCUCAUCCGUCAUCAACCAACUCACAGAGGAGAAAUGCCUGGAAUGGAGAAAGGGGGAGAAAUCACACCAGAGGUUAAAGAAUCUUCAGGCUAAAUUUUUUAGCUCUCUUCAACCUCCUACACCAAUUCCUAAUAGAGUUUUAGUGUUCAAAACUAGAGAAUGCUGUCUAAUGGCAAGGGCUGAGAUUGCAAUGAUGGAAAGAGCUGAUAAGUUUGCCAAGAGACAGUGUGUAUAGAGAAAACAAUACGGGACCCAUAUUUACUGUAUGUCAGUAUCGUAUUAGUAGAAAAUAUUUCCAUCGUGACAUUGGCGUUUGCAAUGUUGCAUUGUUUUUGUCUGAGGUGGUCAGGAUGAUAACUUCUGUACUAGAAUAAAUGUAUGAAAUAA
Sceloporus undulatus (fence lizard) is the source of this 2625-nucleotide messenger RNA. Its product is annotated as gastrula zinc finger protein XlCGF8.2DB-like. The transcript has 6 exons. Lineage: Eukaryota; Metazoa; Chordata; Lepidosauria; Squamata; Phrynosomatidae. Gene Ontology annotation, molecular function: DNA-binding transcription factor activity; RNA polymerase II cis-regulatory region sequence-specific DNA binding. The record is from RefSeq and is a predicted model, not a curated record. Gene Ontology annotation, biological process: regulation of transcription by RNA polymerase II. Bases 901 to 1956 code for a protein of 351 amino acids.